This is a messenger RNA of Fonsecaea nubica, 1377 nucleotides long. RefSeq lists its product as hypothetical. The record is from RefSeq and is a predicted model, not a curated record. NCBI's taxonomy places the organism in Eukaryota, Fungi, Ascomycota, Eurotiomycetes, Chaetothyriales, Herpotrichiellaceae. Gene Ontology annotation, cellular component: fungal-type vacuole membrane. The coding region runs from base 1 to 1377 and encodes 458 amino acids. Gene Ontology annotation, biological process: transmembrane transport. The transcript is spliced from 2 exons. Gene Ontology annotation, molecular function: transmembrane transporter activity.
AUGUCGAGCCAGAAUAUAUCGGAGGACGAUAAAGACGUCAUAGAGAACAAUCCCGACGUUGAAAAGAAUUUGGCACAGACAUCGUACCCGGAACUCAAACAAGUCAGCAGCAAUGCCCUGAGCAGGAUCACCUCACGUCUCAGCACUCGAGAUAUCGUCGAUCCCGGACCACCUCCAGAUGGAGGGCUCAAAGCAUGGAUCCAAGUCGCCAUGGCGUGGAUCGUCUGCUUUUGUACCUGGGGUUACAUCAAUUCCUUUGGUGUCUUUCAAACCUAUUACACCGAGACCUUGGGCGAGUCGCAGUCGACCAUCUCCUGGGUGGGUUCCAUUCAAUUGUGGGUGGUCUUCUUCGUGAGCGCCUUCUCCGGUCGGGCGCUGGAUGCCGGGUUCUUCGUUCCGAGCUUGCUCAUCGGUUCAAUCGUCCAAAUCAUCGGAAUCUUCAUGACGAGUCUAUGCAAGAACUUCUGGCAGCUUUUGCUUGCUCAGGGCCUCUGUACCGGUCUGGGCAGUGGAAUAUUCUUCUGCCCCACCAUGGGACUUGUGACGACGUAUUUUAGGAAGAACCGCGGACUCGCUGUCGCCAUUGUGUCGGCUGGGAACUCGGCGGGCGGUGCCAUAUAUCCGGUGCUUGUGCGCCAGCUCCUCCCAAAGAUUGGAUAUGCAUGGACUGUCCGCGUGCUUGGUUUCGUGAACCUGGGAUUGCUUUCGUUGGCACUGGCAUGCAUGCGGCCAAGACUGCCUCCGCGGAAAUCUGGGCCGAUCGUCGAAUGGAGGGCAUUCUGUGAAGUGCCGUAUGUCUGUGUCCUCCUGGGCAUGUCGCUCGUCUUUGGAGGAUUAUUCUUCUCCUACUAUUACAUCGCUUCCUUUGGCCGGACAGUCCUGAACAUGAGCUAUGAAGAUUCACUCACCUUGCUCAUCAUCUUCAAUGGGGCCGCGAUACCCGUCCGACUUGUCACGGGGUUCAUUGCGGAUCGUUUCAUGGGUCCGUUGAACGCGAUGGUUCCACUCCUUUUCAUCAACGGGGUUUUUGCAUUUAGCUGGAUCGCAGUGAAGUCGGAAGCAGGCAUGUACGUAUUUGCAACGUUUUAUGGGUUCUCAGCGGGAGCCUUUCAGUGUCUUUUUCCAACGACAGUGACGAGUUUGAACAACGACUUGAGCAAGAAUGGUGUGAGGAUGGGCAUGGCGUUCUCGCUGUUCAGUUUUGCAGGUCUUUCCGGACCUCCCAUUGGAGGGGCGUUAUUGUCGACAAACGGGGGAGGGCGAGGCGGGUAUCUGGUUGCACAGAUAUGCCUGGGAGUACUUACUGUGGUGGGCGCUUGUCUGAUGUAUGCCGCCCGGGUGUAUAAGGUUGGGUGGAGCUGGAGGAUCAAGUGUUGA